CGCUAAAUCCUACUUUGCAGCCAAACACCCCCCCUUACCCUUACCCUUGCGCGUGGCUCCAGCUCUCUGCCUCCUCGAUUGCGAAGACGAGACGUCGAAGAAAGUUGGUCUACGGGAAGAAGGAUUCAGGAUUAGGGUCCGAUUGGCAGGCUGAGAAAAGAGGGGUGAGUGUUGGAAACCUUAAGGAUGAAGUCUCCGAGGGUAAUCAGCAUCGCGGCCAGCGCGCCGAGGCUCGAUGUGGACAAUCGGAUCUCACUUCGAAACUACUACCGGAUUGCGAAUAAUCUCAUCAAGCAGGCUGACAUCUAUCGCGAGGAAAAAAAUAUAAUUGAUUUGUACGUUAUGCUGCUACGGUUUUCAAGUUUGAUCACUGAAACUAUUCCUUACCAUCGAGAUUACCAUGCAUCUCUACAAGGUGAAAAACUCAUCUUUAAGAAGAAGCUAUUACAUGUCAUGAGUGAGCUGGAGGCACUAAAGCCAGAGGUACAGCAGUGUAUUGAGGAGUUGAACCGAAAGUCUAGGAGUCAAGUUAAUAGAUGGGAUCAGAAUCAUCAAAACACUUAUGUCAAUAACUCAUUGGAGUGGCCUUCCGUUAAAAAACAAACCUUAAAAAGCGACAGUAGACUGGUAUACCGAGCUACUGGACAAAAUGGGGUCUCUAGGUUUCCAUCUAGUCAGCAAGCUGUACUACCACAGUCCAAGCAUAUGGGAGAUCAGAUUCACAAAUUAUCUCUUACAACCCUGCGGCCUAAGGAGGAAACUUUAUCAAGGCACUCUAUUUUAGGACCCAAUGGCCUUUCAGGACACUGGUUGCCACCAAGUUUCAGUCAACCGGUUCAAUAUCCAUGCAAUAUAGACUUAUCUCCUAUUGAAAUCCCAAGUUUGCCUCAGUCUAAACAAGAUGAUCCAGCUGUGAAAGAGAAUGGCACUCCUUCCCAAGAUAAUACUAUUUUAGCAGAAGUGCUCUCCUUACACGAUGGCGGAGCUUCGUUUCAUGCAGAACAACCAUCUUCAUUAAUAAGCUUUGAUGAUACAGAAGUUCCUACUAAAAUUGAUCUAAUCAGAAAUCCUUCACCUCCACCUGUUCGUGCAGAAGUAGAAGAUUUAGUUGCUAUGACAUCACAACUAUCUAAUUCGCUCGAUCAAACAUCUUUAUCUACAAAUGAGCUUGUUGGCUCUGAGUCUCCUUUAGAAGUGCACAUUUCGGUUUCAAUGAUGGAGAGCUUUCUUAGAGUGGCCAAGUCAAAUACUGAUAGACACAUUGAAACGUGUGGAGUGAUUGCUGGUUUACUUAAAAACAAAAAAUUUUUUGUAACUGCCCUUAUCAUUCCUAAACAGGAGGGAUCAACCGAUUCAUGCCAGGCUACAAAUGAAGAGGAAAUAUUUGAUUACCAGGAUAAGAAUUCGCUUUUUCCCCUUGGUUGGAUUCAUACCCAUCCUACCCAAUCUUGUUUCAUGUCUGCCAUAGAUGUCCACACGCACUAUUCCUAUCAGGUUAUGCUACCUGAAGCAAUUGCAAUUGUUAUGGCCCCAUGUGAUAGUUCAAGAAAACAUGGAAUAUUUAGGUUAACGACUCCCGGAGGCAUGUCCAUCAUCAGGAAAUGCGACCAGCGUGGCUUCCAUCCCCACCAAUCUCCGCCAGACGGCGGUCCGAUCUACGACCACUGCGCCGAUGUUUAUAUGGAUCCAUCUUUGAAGUUUGAUGUGGUUGAUCUCAGAUGAUUAGCUCUUUUCUCUUCUUCACAACUCUUGAUUCAUCUGUCAUUCUGUUCCAUUUUUUUAGUGGGUCUGUUUUUCCUGUAUAUAAACAUAUAGUUUUGUAUUGUGAAACAGAGUGAUGUCUUCGGGCUCUUAAAAGAAAAUGAUUAUUUGAAUCA
This is a messenger RNA of Phalaenopsis equestris, 1877 nucleotides long. RefSeq names its product AMSH-like ubiquitin thioesterase 1. Gene Ontology annotation, biological process: protein K63-linked deubiquitination; protein K48-linked deubiquitination. The coding region runs from base 187 to 1722 and encodes 511 amino acids. The transcript is spliced from 15 exons. The record is from RefSeq and is a predicted model, not a curated record. Gene Ontology annotation, cellular component: endosome; membrane. Gene Ontology annotation, molecular function: metal-dependent deubiquitinase activity; K63-linked deubiquitinase activity; protein binding. Lineage: Eukaryota; Viridiplantae; Streptophyta; Magnoliopsida; Asparagales; Orchidaceae.